Molecule: messenger RNA, 2054 nt
Organism: Nannospalax galili (Upper Galilee mountains blind mole rat)
Lineage: Eukaryota; Metazoa; Chordata; Mammalia; Rodentia; Spalacidae
Gene: Tfap2a
Product: transcription factor AP-2 alpha
Exons: 7
Coding region: 191-1510 (439 amino acids)
Biological process (GO): anatomical structure development; regulation of cell population proliferation; regulation of transcription by RNA polymerase II
Cellular component (GO): nucleus
Molecular function (GO): DNA-binding transcription factor activity, RNA polymerase II-specific; RNA polymerase II transcription regulatory region sequence-specific DNA binding
Source: RefSeq, a predicted model, not a curated record
GCCCUCCUCCUCCUCCUCGCCCUCCUCCUCCUCCACCUUCUUACCCUCCUCCUCCUCCUCGCCCUCCUCCUCCUCCUCUUCGCCCUCCUCCUCCUCUGUUCACUGCCGGCAACCGGCACUUUGCGCUAACCCAGAGAGUAGAUCCACUUGGGUGCGAGACGCAGUGGGGCAAAUCCGAUCACGCCAAUCCAUGAAAAUGCUUUGGAAACUGACGGAUAAUAUCAAGUACGAAGACUGCGAGGACCGUCACGACGGCACCAGCAACGGGACUGCACGGUUGCCCCAGCUGGGCACUGUAGGUCAAUCUCCCUACACCAGCGCCCCGCCGCUGUCCCACACCCCCAAUGCCGACUUCCAGCCCCCUUACUUCCCCCCGCCCUACCAGCCUAUCUACCCCCAGUCACAAGAUCCUUACUCCCACGUCAACGACCCCUACAGCCUGAACCCCCUGCACGCCCAGCCGCAGCCGCAGCACCCGGGCUGGCCCGGCCAGAGGCAGAGCCAGGAGUCUGGGCUCCUGCAUACGCACCGGGGGCUGCCGCACCAGCUGUCGGGCCUGGACCCUCGCAGGGACUACCGGCGGCACGAGGACCUCCUGCACGGCCCACACGGGCUCGGCUCCGGGCUCGGAGACCUCCCGAUCCACUCCUUACCUCACGCCAUCGAGGACGUCCCGCAUGUAGAAGACCCGGGUAUUAACAUCCCAGAUCAAACUGUAAUUAAGAAAGGCCCCGUGUCCCUGUCCAAGUCCAACAGCAACGCCGUCUCCGCCAUCCCUAUCAACAAGGACAACCUCUUCGGUGGCGUGGUGAACCCCAACGAAGUCUUCUGUUCAGUUCCGGGUCGCCUGUCGCUCCUCAGCUCCACCUCGAAGUACAAGGUCACGGUGGCGGAAGUGCAGCGGCGCCUCUCACCGCCCGAGUGUCUCAACGCGUCGCUGCUGGGCGGAGUGCUGCGGAGGGCGAAGUCUAAAAAUGGAGGAAGAUCUUUAAGAGAAAAACUGGACAAAAUAGGAUUAAAUCUGCCAGCAGGGAGACGUAAGGCUGCCAACGUCACCCUACUUACAUCGCUAGUGGAGGGAGAAGCCGUCCACCUAGCCAGGGACUUUGGGUAUGUGUGUGAAACUGAAUUUCCUGCCAAAGCAGUAGCGGAAUUUCUCAACCGACAGCAUUCCGAUCCCAGUGAGCAAGUGACAAGAAAAAACAUGCUCCUGGCUACAAAACAGAUCUGCAAGGAGUUCACCGACCUGCUGGCUCAGGACCGAUCUCCCCUGGGGAACUCGAGGCCCAACCCCAUCCUGGAGCCCGGUAUCCAGAGCUGCUUGACCCACUUCAACCUCAUCUCUCACGGCUUCGGCAGCCCGGCGGUGUGCGCCGCGGUCACUGCCCUGCAGAACUAUCUCACCGAGGCCCUCAAGGCCAUGGACAAAAUGUACCUCAGCAACAACCCCAACAGCCACACGGACAACAGCGCCAAAAGCAGUGACAAAGAAGAGAAGCACAGAAAGUGAGGCUCUGCCCCCGCCCCGCCCGCCGCUCCGGCCGGCGUCCCCGCGCCCCUCCCCCGCCCGGCAGGUGACAGCUGGGGCAGGUGACCGCUCGGGGACCGGCCGUUUCUACUGCUGCUGCUGCUACUGCCGCGCCGCCCCUCCUCCCCAGACCCUCCGGACUGCUCUCUCCACUGCCAGUGGGGCCGCCACUGCCCUGCCUCGACCUCCCCAUCGGCACCGACACCCACCUUGCCGUCUUGUGGAGCCUAAGAGAACAGAACAGGCCGUGAAGCCAGCAAAGAGAAGUUCUGUCGAGUUUGUGAACCUUUUUUUUUUUUUUUUUUAAAUCAAAUCAACAACGACAAACAUUGAAACUUUUUUUCUAAAAAAAAAAAAAGAACGUAAAAAAAUUUUAAAAAGAUUCUAUGCGCUUCCUGGGGACUAACUAGCUCGUCAUCCCCUCCCCUUGCAUACAGUUCAGAUUGUAGCCAUGCUUAAAAAAAAGGCAAAGAGGAAAAUGACAGUUUUAUCAGUAUUGUGAAUAAACUUGAACACAAAUCCAGAA